GCCAGCCAGCAUACUUGUAUGGUGGACCCCAUCGGCAACAAAAUCACCACUUUGCCCUAUUCUCAGCCUUCUUCGCCAUUCCUUUCCCUCUCCCCACCUACUAGUCCUUUACGUUCAGGUUCCCCUCCCGUCCGACAUGCCUCCGGCAUUCAUUUUGAUAUGUAUUCGCAAUCUUUUCCAGGUCAGCCUUCUUCUACCCAGAAUUUCUCAGACGGAGCCCUACAAUCCUUACAUUCUUCUGUCACUCCAACUCGUGUGUCUGAACCCACGGUCACGAAAUCCGUCUGCUUUCGCCCUGGUUCAAGUAUUUCACUCGACCCAUGUCACUCUAUCUGUAUUCCACGAGACAUUAUUUUCAAUACUCUACGUCUGGAAGACUAG
Messenger RNA from Protopolystoma xenopodis, 381 nucleotides. The record is from the annotation of a GenBank genome assembly. NCBI's taxonomy places the organism in Eukaryota, Metazoa, Platyhelminthes, Monogenea, Polystomatidea, Polystomatidae.